AUGUCUGGGCUUCAGCUGGUCAGAGAUAAACAACUGGGGCGUGAGGUAAAUUUUGGUCUGAGGACAGCUGGUCAGUUGCUGGUUGUAAUGACUGGGCGGACGAUUCACCAGCAGAGGCUGUCGCCGCCCACAGUGCCGCUAGUACAGUGGCGCGCUCCACUGUGCCCACAGGAUGCGCAGCAGCAGCAGCAGCAAGGAGCACAGGCGGCGCCGCCCCCCGAGGGCGCGGGCCCCCCGCCGCCGCCGCUACCGCCGCCGCCCCCGCCGCCCCCGGCCAGCCCCGGCGCCGACCCCGGCGCGGACGAGGAGCGCGACCCGGUGUGGCGCGCGGCGCGCUUCCUGCGCGCCUACUACCGCGAGCUGGCGGCGCGGGAGCCGUCGCGGGCGCCGCCGCCCCCGUGGGCGCCGCAGCUGCCGGCGGGCGCGCUGCACGCCGCCGCCUUCGAGCCCGCGCUGCAGCUGGCGCCGCUGCGGCCCGGAGAGCCCGAGCCGCGAGACCGCAUCCGCGCAGACCAGCUGCUCGCGCCGCUCAGGACGAGCGACGGCUCGGUGCUGGAGGCGCCGCGGCGGGUGCUGGUGGAGGGCGCGCCGGGCUCGGGCAAGACGGCGCUGGCGCUGCGGCUGCUGCACGGCUGGGCGGCAGGCGGCGGCGAGGGCGGCGAGGCGUGGCCGUGGGCGGCGGGCGUGCGCCUCGCGCUGCUCGUGCCGCUGCGGGCGCUGCGCGGCGCCGCCCCCGCGGGGGCGGGAGGGCCCGCCGGCGGCGGUCCCGGCUGCUCGCUGGCCCACUUCCUCACCAGGGAGCUGCUGCCCAAGGCGGUGGCGGCGCCCUCGCUGUGGAAGAGCCUGCCGCAGCUGGAGGAGCGGCUGCUGGUCGUGGUGGACGGCGGCGAGGGCGACGGCGAGGGCGAGGGCGGCGGCGGCGGCGGCGCGGCCGACCUGCUGUCGGGGCGGCUGCUGCCCGACUGCCGGCUGCUGGUGACGGCGCGCCCCGGCCGCGCCGGCCCCCACCUGCUGCAGCGCCUGCAGCGCCGCGUCGCGCUGCGCGGCCUCCACUGGCCGCACGUCGAGCGCCUCGUCGUCGCCUACUUCGGCGCCACCAAGAAGCCAGAGUGCGCCAGCAGGUUCCUCGAGGUCGUCGGCGGCAGUCACCAGGUGCUGCGCCCCCUGGCGUCGUGGCCGCUGGGCUGGCUGCUGCUGUGCGUGCUGUUUGAGGAGGAGGGAGGCCGGCUCCCGGCCGACUCCCUCGAGGUGCACCACGCCCUCUUCAAGUGCAUCGUGCGCCGCAGCCUGCACAGCAGAGGCGUCGAGCUGCCACCUGGCUCCGACCUGCCGGGCCACUGCAAGAAGCUGCUUGCAGAGUUCGGCAAGCUAGCACUUUCCUGCAUCAAGGAGGACCGCUACACUUACACCGAUGCUGAGAUACGUGCGCACUGCCACGGGCUCGAGGUGCUGGAGAUGGGGUUCCUGCGGCGCGGCAUGACGCUGGGCCAGCGCCCCGACCACUACACGCCGCUGGCGCGCAGCCUGGCCGACUUCCUGGCCGCCUACUACCUGUCGUCCGUGGUGCACUACGCCAACAUCCUGCGGCGCGAGCUGGACGAGCUGCCCGGCCUGGCCGCCUCCGCUCCCGCCGCCCCCGCCACCCCCGCGGCUGCCGCCGACUCGCCCACCGUGGUCGUCGUGCGCUUCCUCGUCGGGCUGCUGGGCCGCAAGGCGCACCUCGUCUUCAACCAACUGUGCCCGCUCGACUUCCCCACCAGGACACUCUUCAGUCUGCUCCAGGCGGCGGGCCCCAGCGAGGCGAACGUGGCGGCGGUGUGCCGGCUGGUGGGCGCCGCCGGGGCGCGCGCCUGCCCCCCGGGCCCCGGCCCCGGCCCGCCCCCGCCGCCCCCGCUGGUGCGCACCGCGGCGCUCGAGCUGCAGGGCUGGGCGCACGUGCUGCGCAGCGACGCCUGCGCGCUGCCCGCGCUCGAGCUGUCGCUGCAGCUGGACGCCGGCGCCGACGCCGACGCCGACACCGACGCCGACAAGGCCGCCGCGGCCGCCGGCUGCGCGCCGCGCGACCAGCUGGACGCCUUCUUCGCGGCGCUGGCCGCCAACGAGUCGGUGCGCGCGGUGCGCGUCUCGUCGCUGCUGGGCCACGAGCCGGGCGCCGCAGCCGCCGCGGAGCUGGCGCGCCUCGCCGGGCACGUGCGCGCCACGCUGGCCAAGCCGCGGCUCGCCGCCUUCGAGCUGGCCAUCACCUGCCUGGAGGACAGCGCCCACGACAGGUUCCAGCCGCUGGUGGACGCGCUGUGCACGGGCCUGGAGGUGGACGCGAGCCCCUCGCUGUCGAAGCUGGUGCUGGACCUGAACAUGGGCACGCGCCAGGUGGCGCAGCUGUGCGCGGCGCUGCGGCGCGCGCCGCAGGUGUCGGUGCUGCAGCUGCCGCACCUGGUGUGCGGCCGCGAGGGCCUGCGCGCCGUGGCGGCGCUGGUGCGCGCGCGCCCCCUGCUGGCGCUCAGCCUCGCCGGGUCGUGGGGCGCCGCGCAGCGCCGCUGCGACGACCCGCCCUCCUCCUCCGGCGUCAGCCUGGGCUCGGGCAGCAGCAGCGGCGGCGGCGGCGGCGGCGCGCUGCCGGGCGGCGGGGGCCGGCCGGGGGCGGCGCCGAGCACGCCGUCCAGCGGCGGCUGCUACUACUUCUCGUCGCUGCCGCGCGGCGCCAUGGCGGCCUACUCGUCCAGCCUGGGCCGGCACGCGGCGACGCUGCCGCGCCAGCCGCUCGCGCUGUCGCUGUCGGGCUCGGCGGCCGGCUGGCCGGACGAGUGCAAGCGCAACUCGGACUCGGUGCUGUGCGGCCGGCUGCUGCAGCCGGCGCCCGCCUGCGACGCCGCGCAGCACGCCGCCGCCUCCGGCUUCCACCACGUGUUCGAGGCGGCGCGCGACCCCGGCUGCCAGCUGCGCAGCCUCAACGUCAGCAAGUGUCUGCUCGGCACCGAGGACGCCCUCUGCCUCGGCGAGACCGUGCGGCGGUCGCGCAGCCUGGCGGCGCUGCGGCUGGAGGGGGCGGCGCGGCUGGGGGAGGUGGUGCCGGCGCUGCUGGGGCUGGCGGACAGCGCCUCGCUGCAGCUGCUCGACCUGGGCUCGCAGCGCCUCUGCCUGGGCGACGGCGGCGCGCAGCUCGUGUGUCAGGCGCUCGCCCGCAACUCCACGCUGCGCCUGCUCAGCCUCGACGGCUGGACCUUCCGCACCGAGGAGGAGGGCUCGCUGGCGGCGCUGGUGUCUCUGCUGCGCGUGACGGGCGUGCGCGACCUGGCUCUGCGCGGCUGCCGCCUGCAGCUGGCGGUGCACGAGGGACCGCUGGCGGCGGGGGCCGGCCCCGGGGGGCGCGGCCGCCGCGCCGGCGCCGCCGCCGCCGCCCACCUGCUCGCUGCGCUGCCGCCCUUCACGUGCGCCGCGGUCCUCUUCCUGCGGCUCGCCGCCUUCCAGGUGACGGUGAACGACCGUCCGGCCCUCCACGGCCCUCUGCUCCUGCCGUUCCUGCGAGGCUUCACGCACCUCAGCGACCUGGACCUGAGCCUGGAGAAGAGCAGCGUCUCCGGGACGGGCGUGCCGCUGACUGUCGACGACAAGGCACUGGUGACCUUCUUCCAGACGUUGUCGGCCAGCUUCCGGACGCUGCAGAGCCUGCGAAUGAGCCACUGGCGGCUGAGCCUGGAGGACGCGGAGCGAACGCUGCGCUGCGUGGGGCGCGCGCUCAAGGCGUGCUCGCUGAGCCACCUGCAGGUGGACGGGCUGCGCGCAGCCGACGUGGCGUGCCGCGCGCCCGCCGAGCACCUGUUCCUGCAGGCGGUGGUGGCCAACCUCAGCUACCUGAGCUGGCUGAGCGCCGCGGGGGUGCCCCUGAGCCAGGCGCAGGCGGCGGCGCUGGGCCGGUGCGUGCGCGACCGCUUCCCCGGCACGGCGCUGCAGCUGAGCGCCAGGGACAUGGAGGCGGCGGCGGCGAAGGCGCUGGUGGCGGCGCUGCGCGACGGCGGCCGCCUCGAGGUGUCCUUCCUGGCCGGCGCCGGCCCCGGCUGCGAGCUGCGCGUCCAGCGGGUCGCCAAGAACCCCAGGCUCCGCGUCAAGCUGCGCCGCUUCACCAGCCUCAAGGAGUGAGCCUCACCCCACAUCGGCUGGCGCCUCUGGAUUUCCCGACCAAAUCCUGCCACAACAGCUACACGGUUAAAUGUUUUGGAUGUCUGUACACUUUAAUAUUAUUGAGAGCAAAACCGUAAAUAUUAUUGUGUUUUUCAGAAGCUAGUUUUCAACUUUAUACUCUGUGACAUUCUAGUGAGUCCAAAUGUUAUGAAUUAACUGAAUGGAGCGGUCUAAAAAAGGUAUUAAACGCAUAUUUAAAGGACUUUUCUUCGGAAUACAACAAAAAAUUCUACAGCAGAUUACACCAGUACAAUUCAAACUUUCCAAACUAAAGCGUUGUAAGAAAAAUUUGACUCGCAUUUUAUUUCCCCUGCAUUGCACCAUACAUAGGAAAAGAACCGCUGACUAUCUCAAGUAAUCGUGUACUGAAAACUGUUAACAUUACGGUAUUAAUACUAUUUUGGUAAUAUUUCUCAGUCAAUGUCAGAGUAGUAUUUGUGGUAAAGUAUCACUGCAGUUCCGGAAUGAGAAAUUGUGAUUUGACCCACUAGUUGAGUCAAGUUGCUCGUCCUGAUAGAAUCCGUUCGUUGAGGAAAUGGUGAGGUACAGCCAUAAUUUUAUUGAAGGAACACUACGUCUGUAUUACGUAUUUGCUUCAGGGAUUGAAAUAAAUCUUUGUGUCCGUGCGAAAUGUGAAAUUUUAACGUAUACAUUAUGUCCGUGAAUUAAAUAGUUUUGUAGUAUUGCAUACUGUCAAUGGUGUACAGUGUCAGAUAUUUCCUUUCCUCGUGACAUUUUGACAUUUUCAUAAUCCUACAAUGCGAUAUUAUCUCGGCUGAGAACAGAAACAAGCAUAUUUUGCUCAUAUUUCAGCUUCUUCUGCCAUUGAUAGUCUGUAACUUUGGAUUUCAGUCUGGUGAACAAAUACGUUCACUUUUAUUGUAAUCCAGUUUUUUCCACAAUUCAAUUUUUCAAUCAGAAAAGUUGGUCUGUGCAUCAAUAGCCAUUGUUACACUAGCACCAAACGUUAUCCUUUGCUUAACUACAGUUGGUAACCUUUUAAAAAACUUUUUUUGUAACUCACAGUGGUAGUACACGAAGAUUGUACUGAGAUUUUCCACAGGAAAUGUCACUCAGUCAGUAUUUCUACAAUUCUUGAGAGAAUAUCAUAUUAAUACAUCUUAUAACGUGAAUUGUUUGAAGUAUUGAAAGUCAAAAUAACCAUGGAAAGACCUCUUCAUAUUUACCAAGCAAGUUUUAUUUAACUACCAGAAGUACAUUAUGAAUGCUUUCCUUGUAACUUUGACAAUUCAAAGAUACAUGCCGCACCAUUUAGUUUACCAUUGAUGAAAUAAGGGCUAAUAAAAGUAUCCCAUAUCAGAUAUCAAUCCUCUUUCGACACUGAUGUUCCAUAUCUCGGCCACCGCGAGUUUUCAGUGGACCAACAGUGGAUGUUCUUUGUGUCUGCCUGUGCGUUUUAGAAUAAAUAUUCAUUGAUAAAAAGAACAUCACAGAAGUUAUAGUUAGCGAAGAUUUGGGUUGAGCGCACUGACAGAUCUGUACAUGAUGCAGGUAAUCAUCCUCGUCCAGUUCCUGGUGUAAAUGUACAUGAAAACAGAAGAACAUGUUGCACACGUGCCAUGUAUGCUCGCUUUAGGAAUGCGAUAUUAUGUUCAUGGUGCCGUGUGUCUACGUGUGGAUUCGUGGCGACAGAAAGGUGAAGCGCAGCUUCACUGGCUUCGAAUGUGCGAUUUCUAUGAUGACUGCGUUGCCUCCCGUUGAACCUUCACACUUCCUGAAGCAGCAAUAGUUGGGUUCCAUCAGGAAGGUGUCUUUUUUAUCAGGAUAUCGUUCUGAGUAGAGUUCCUUUGUCAGAGUAGUAUCACGCCUACCUUCAAGCAAAAGCGAAGGAAAGUAAUGGUGACACAGUUUUAAAUCAAUAAUGUGCACAACAUAUUGUUUAAGUGUACUACAUGCAUCCAUAUAGUAAACAAGAAAACAUUGUUGUAAUAACUGUUCUGCCAAUGCUGUUCUGUUUCAUAGGUAAGUACCAUCUUUUCUCCGUUGUUUCCACGCAAAUCUUCAACAGAAGAUGUCUGAGGGAAUGACUGGCGUCCAUUUUCCUUGUGUUUCCAUUUUUUUACAGUCAACUCCACCUGGCGGCGAGUUACAUCAGCCUGGGUGGCUACACUGUGUACCAGUACUGCAGAGUCAAAGUCAGUUUAGUACAGCAACCUCAGUCAGUUUUGUGUUUUGUAUUUAACUCCCUCAUGUUUACAUGAACGGUACAUUGUAAGACGUUUUUGAACAGGUUUUAUGCAGAGAAAGUGGAUUACCAAAUAAGAGAUACCAGAUGUUAUUUAAAAUAAAUAUAAUAUCUUGAUAACGAAUAAAGCUACACGAAAGGCAAUGAUGUUGGUUAAUGUCGUCCUGAUAGAUAAACAAUUGCAUGACACAAUUUUUUUGUUUUAUUUGUGGACAAAAAGUUGUUUGUGAUGGUCAAUAUAAAUUGCACUGAUAAGCCAAAAAUAUACGUGCAAUUUUUUUUCAGAUCAGGUGGUCUUUUAUUAAAACUAGCAUAGAAAAAAUGCUAUGUUAUGGUUCUCCUAAGGUAAAAUUUAACGAUAUAGCAUCACAAAUGUGAAGGUUUAUUGUGUACUCUAUUCAAUAAUUAUGGAGCUGAAGAUUACCUCAGUUGUUUACUAACUCACUUGUCUUCUUACAUGCAACUCAUUAAAAAUUCACUGUUAAUCUUUGAGAGACUAUCAUUGUUUACAUGUUCUGCAGCUAUAAUUUUUGGCUGUAAUUGGAAGAAUAUCUGGACAAACUCGAGUAUUUGACUGUCGUAACAGCUCUGUCAUACAGGCAGAGUGAUAAAGUUAUAUAAAAACGAUAUUAUAAGUAUAAUGUAAGCUGGUGAUACAACACAUGUUUUUAUUGUGGCAAAGGCAUUUCUUCCCAGAAAACUAAGACAAAAGAACAUUCUUCAUUACUCUACAUGUUCCGAUUUCUUUGGUAUUACAGACAGAGUACUUCAAAUGCUGCUUUGCUUCUUUGUGAUACAUUAAGAGAAAGGUUAAGCUGGUUUAUCAAAAUUUGUGCUCCUUGACCAUAAAACUACGUUUUCACCAGUAGAAUUACCAUCACACCAUCAUUUAAAAAAUGUGAUCUGCUUCGAUCGUUGGACUUACAGAUUGCUUUCACUCUGUACUAAUUUAACUACUAGAAAUUUAGACAUCUGAGAGACAAACUGUUAUUGUGAUCAUCGUUAUGUGACUUCUAAUAGACAAACUGAGACGGUACCUCUGGAAAGGAGACAAUGCGCAUUGCAGGAUUAAUAUGUUGUCAAUGUAUAAAUAAAUGUAAUUUAUAACAGGUUUUGGAAAAGCACAAAUAUAAAUUUUAUAAAUGUGUGAAUUAGCAAGAAUUACAAAGUUUUAUUGUUCUACAUGGUGCUAUGUGUGAAAAAUGAGUGUUUAAAACUGUUCUAUUCAGUAGAAACUGUUUCAUAAAAGGAUGUUAUUUUAAAUAAAUUAGUCUUCAGCAUUUUGCACUGCAGGACCUAGCAGUCAUGCUAUGUCUAAUGGAAAUUCCAGACACGUAUUUUGAAAAGGAUACUCAAGUGUCGAAUAUCAUAUAAUAUUAGUUUACAUUGCAGAAUGAUAGAUGUUUCCAUAACAGAUUUCUAAGAAAAGUGUGUUUCCAACAUCCUGAAAUAUUUGAUACAUUUACUCCGGUAUUGUUACUGCACACUAAAUUAAAUAUCUAUCUGCUGUAUUAUUCUCACGUUGUCAUACAUGGGAUUCAUUAAGUUUUAUAUACGUACCGAGCAACAUAAAAGAAAGACAAAAAUAAAACAAAAAAUAUGGGAAUGAAUGAUGUUGACAGAUUACAUAUAUGUUUUGUAUUAUUGUUAUUGGAAGAAAGUUGCAGUAAGUGAGUGCCCUACAACGGCGUUACAUGCUAAGUUUGCCAUUGAUAUCUCUGAUGUAAAAAAAUAUUUAUAUAAUUUCUAACAAUUGUACUACUUAUCUUCGUUUAAGUGGGAAGAUAGGUUUUAUUUAGAAAUAUUUAAUACAAAUUUGUUAA
This is a messenger RNA of Schistocerca nitens (vagrant locust), 8208 nucleotides long. RefSeq lists its product as uncharacterized. Bases 1 to 4137 code for a protein of 1378 amino acids. The transcript is spliced from 11 exons. Lineage: Eukaryota; Metazoa; Arthropoda; Insecta; Orthoptera; Acrididae. The record is from RefSeq and is a predicted model, not a curated record.